AUGAACCUAUCAGUUGAAAGAAGCCCGGUGCUCAAGUUCCGACUCCAUAUCAUAAUCGGCGCCUCGGUGUUUAUCGUCUUCAUUCUUAUCAUUGCACGCAUUGCCAACAGUGGCACUCCAAAGACAAGGACUAACAUUUGGGGCAUUGCCGUGUGCCUCAAAUCAGCCGCUUUCAUGGCCUAUCAAAUACUCACAACCCACAUGGAUCGACUUAAACGAUGGGCAAGCACAAAAGCGUACAUGAUAUUGAACAUUAUUGAUACUAUCUUUUGGUUUGCUCUGUUUAUUAUCACGAUCAUGGGGACUACGGGGUCGACUAGCGGGAGUAGUCGGGCGUUGGGUGGUAUCACGGCUACAUUGGUCUUCUUUCUGUGUGGAUUUUCUGGGAUUUUGGCGUUUGUUUCUAUUCGUGACAGGCGUUUCUUCAAAGCUAAUGGGCGUCUUCCUGGGCCUGGGACGGUUAAACCUGUGAUUCAUGCUUCUUGUUGA
Molecule: messenger RNA, 489 nt
Organism: Penicillium robsamsonii
Lineage: Eukaryota; Fungi; Ascomycota; Eurotiomycetes; Eurotiales; Aspergillaceae
Exons: 3
Coding region: 1-489 (162 amino acids)
Source: RefSeq, a predicted model, not a curated record